AAAAUGGAGAUUUUGUCAGCUUUGAGAAUUUAUAAAACUAUUAUUACAAUCUUGUCUCUUGUUUUGAUAUUCAACAUUCCUUCUCAAGCAUAUGGGUAUCUAUUUCACAGGCAUAUGACAACCAAAUAUGACUUAUCUAUUUCACAGAUUGGAGAAGGAAAUACAUAUAAUCCAUAUGCCUCUAUUUUAAAAUUUCUAAAUUCUUCAAAAUUUCCAAAUCGAGAAUCAUUUCCGCAUGGAUUUUUGUUUGGUACGGGAUCUUCUGCCGUUCAGAUUGAAGGAGGGUCUCAUGAAGGAGGAAGAGGACUUGGAAUCUGGGAUGAUAUAGUUGAACAAAACAAAGGUCGAUAUUUAGAUGCUGAUAAAUUUUCAUCAAAAAUUGAACAUUAUAAACGAUAUAAGGAGGACGUGCAACAUUUAAAGAAGCUUGGAGUAAAUUCUUAUCGAAUGUCCAUCUCUUGGAGUAGAAUAUUGCCAAAUGGAACUUUGGAAGGAGGUAUAAACCAAGAAGGUGUCAACUUCUACAACAACUUGAUUAAUGAAUUACUCAAAAAUGGUAUUGAACCUUUUGUGGGUAUCAUGCACUUUGACUACCCGUUAGCUCUUAAAGAAAAACAUGGUGGCUUCUUAAAUCGUUCCAUUGUAAAAUAUUACAAGGAUUAUAGUAAGCUCUUAUUCAAAACAUAUGGAGAUCGAGUAAAACAUUGGACUACAAUCAAUGAGGCAGAAUUCACUGCUAUAGUUCAAUACAUGUUCAAUAUUGAUAAUUUAUCUACUGAUCAAGCGUGCACAAGUACUAAAAUAUGUACACAAGUAUAUACUCUACUUCAUAACUUUCUUCUUGCCCAUGCUACAACAUCAAAGUUAUACACAACAAAAUUUCAAGCAAUACAAGGGGGAGAAAUUGGACUUGCUCUUUCAUCAGGAAGGUAUGUUCCCUACAGUUCUAACCCAGAAGAUGUGGUUGCUGCUCAAAGACUAAUGGAUUUCUAUUGGGGAUGGGUUUUAGAUCCCGUGUUCCAUGGAGAUUAUCCAAAAAUAAUGAAAGAGUUGGUGGGGAAUAGGCUACCAGAAUUUACUAAAAAGGAGAAACGUAUGUUAAAAGGAAGCACAAAUUUUAUAGGGAUAAAUUAUUAUACUUCUCACUUUGCUAGACACGAACCAAAUAUAACCAAGAUUAUGGCGGACAAUUAUGAUGCUUUAGCAGUUUCAGAAGCUUCUGAUGCAGAAGGAAAAAUCCUUGGUUUCAAGGAUCAAUAUGGUUGGAACAAUGUUUAUCCCGAAGGAUUAUAUAAUUUCUUAAUCUAUAUUAAGGAAAAGUACAAAAAUCCUAAAGUCUACAUCACUGAAAAUGGUAUUGCUUCUUCAAAAAUCUCAAAUCCAUUAAAGGACGAACACCGAAUUGCUUAUGUUGCCGCACAUUUAAAUGCUACUAAGACGGCAAUAAAUGAUGGCGUAAACGUUCAAGGUUACUUUUUAUGGGCAGCAUUUGAUACAUUUGAAUUUCAAGCGGGUUAUUCUGGAAAUUGGGGUCUUUAUCAUAUUGACUUUAAUGAUAGUCUCAAGCGUAUACCGACUAAUACAGCAAAAUGGUACAAAGAAUAUCUUACACGUGAUUUGAGACACUAA
Lathyrus oleraceus (garden pea) is the source of this 1629-nucleotide messenger RNA. RefSeq names its product beta-glucosidase 13. Gene Ontology annotation, molecular function: beta-glucosidase activity. Gene Ontology annotation, biological process: carbohydrate metabolic process. The coding region runs from base 4 to 1629 and encodes 541 amino acids. Lineage: Eukaryota; Viridiplantae; Streptophyta; Magnoliopsida; Fabales; Fabaceae. The transcript is spliced from 15 exons. The record is from RefSeq and is a predicted model, not a curated record.